Messenger RNA from Amphibalanus amphitrite, 925 nucleotides. RefSeq names its product methyltransferase-like protein 24. The record is from RefSeq and is a predicted model, not a curated record. Bases 28 to 900 code for a protein of 290 amino acids. Lineage: Eukaryota; Metazoa; Arthropoda; Thecostraca; Balanomorpha; Balanidae. The transcript is spliced from 2 exons.
GGGAAACUGACUCCAGCGCUGGUAACAAUGUUUACGUAUGACCGUAUGGUGGCCCGUUUCAAAGUCGGAUGUCUCUUGCUCGUUCUUCUCUGGUCUCUCUGGAGUUGCACGUGGUUGAUGCGUCAGUCCAUCUGCCCUCGCCUGGAAUCACCCCCACCGCAGCUCACCGUCACUACAGAGAAACACCUCCUCCCGCCUCCAAGCGACGACCCGGCAGUCAUGGCGGCUGCGCUCUUCUCAUUUAUCGAGCUCCCCCAGUACUGGUGUCGCCGUCUCACCAUGUUUGGAGGGCAGACGUUCAGCGAGGACACUGCGGGCUCCAUCGACGGAAACAAGUUCAUUUGUUUAGACGAGCCCCCAGCGCUGCCCUGUCUCGUCUAUUCGUUUGGGAGUCGAGACGAGUGGAGUUUUGAGCGCGACGUGAAGCGUCAGCUCGGCUGUGAAGUACACACUUUCGAUCCGAGUUUGAGCGAUUCGAGAACCCCGAAAGAAACUCACGGUGCGGUGUUUCAUUCCAUCGGUCUCGGUGGUUCGACGCGAGUCAACGCACGCGGUUGGAAGCUCGCAACGCUGCGGGAUCUGCGCGCUCAACUGGGGCACCUGACUUCCCUCAUCGCCUACCUGAAGGUGGACAUCGAGGGCGGGGAGUGGGAGUGGCUUGAGACAGAGGCGGAGGAGCUGCAGGAUGUGCUGCAGAUCGGCAUGGAGGUCCACCUGCCUAUGCCAAUGACGCCCAUAGUGCUGAAACGUGUGUAUGGUGUGUUUCGGAGGCUCCAAAAGGCUGGUUUUAGAACGGUGUUUUCGGAGGUUAACCGCGUCUGGGGAAGAAAUCUGAAGGUAGACGGAAUGGAAGGAAACGUGGGGAGGUAUUAUGAGAUUGUGUGGGUGCGGGUCACGUGAUGGGUGAAAUGAGAGAUCGGGUGUU